AUGCGGCCCGUCGUAGCGAUCACGGUCGGGGCCGUCGCCGGUGCGGGCGUGACCGCGCUCCUCCUGCAAGGUCCGCACCUGCUCGGGUCCGGCCGCGGCGCGCGCGCGCAGCGGCGCGCUCGCAAGCGCAGUACUGACACCGAGGCCAGCGCGCACGCCGUCGCGGCGUUCGGGCUCCCGACGACGGAGCACGUCCGUUACUUCGAGAAGUUCGCCGUGGCGUGGGACCCGCGCUCCAGGAACCCGCGGUGGGUUCUGGAGAAGCUCGAAGGGUGGAACAGCGAGGAGCCUUACACGCCCAGCGGCGCGACGCGCGAGCGGUCGUCGUUCCGGGAGGACGAGGCGUUCGAGGAGCGGUUCCGGGCGCGGCUGGACGACUAUCGCGGCUCGGGGUACGACAGGGGCCACAUGGCUCCUGCAAUGAACCACAAGUCUUCGCAAAAGGACAUGGACGAGACGUUUUACCUCACGAAUGUCAGUCCUCAGGUCGGGGCGUUCAACCGGGAGUACUGGGGGCGCUUCGAGUGGUUCUGCCGGUGCCUCGCGCGCGACGGGCAGUACGAGGACGUGUACAUUCUCACGGGCCCGCUGUUUAUACCGAAAAAGUCCCCCGGGGGGAAGAAGUGGGAAAUGCGGUAUGAGUGCAUCGGGGACCCGCCGGCGAUGGUGCACGUCCCGACGCACUUCUUCAAGGCCGUGCUCGCGGUGCCGCGCGACGCGCGCGCGCCCGCGGGCGGCCGGCGCCCGGGGGGGGGUCGCAGGAGACACCCCCCCCUGCACGUGGCGGCGUUCGUGAUGCCGAACCAGGCGAUCGACCCCGCGACCCCGCUCGCGGCGUACAACGUCCCCCUCACGAGCCUCGAGACCGUCGCUGGCAUGAAGAUCUUCGAGGGCGCGCGCGAGGUGUACGACGGACGGGGGCGCGCGGCCAUCGAUGACGCAGGGCUGUCGUGGCAGCAGGCGGGCAAGCAGAUCGCCCGCGCGGCGAGGGUCGCGAUCGAGGACCCGGGCGUGCCCGCGGGCCGCAUCACGGACGCCGGGGACGGCGCGUCUUCGGAGCUGGCGUCGGCGGCGUCGCACCCGCCCCCUGCGUCAGCUGCGGAGCCCGGCGCGGACGCGGUGCGCGCGACGGACGUCGGCGCGGGCGGCACGCGCGGCGCCGAGGCCGGCGGGCUGUCGAAGGAGGCGCUGGAGGUGCUGUGGGCGCCGAAGACGGCGGACGGGGCGGGGGUCGUGCACCUGUGCGACGCUGUGCGGUGCGAGCUGCCGCCGCGGGACUUCUGGGUGCGGCCCGGGCGGAAGGACAAGAGGGAGAGCGGCGGGGGCGGAGCGUGA
Messenger RNA from Pedinophyceae sp. YPF-701, 1335 nucleotides. NCBI's taxonomy places the organism in Eukaryota, Viridiplantae, Chlorophyta, Pedinophyceae. The record is from the annotation of a GenBank genome assembly.